AUGUAUCCAGAUCCAAACAACCGGAAGAAGGACCUACAGGAGCCGAUGGACGAUGGACCUGGAAGAUUAACAGACUUGAAUCGCUACUGUGAGAUCGAUUCUGGUCAUGACAGUACCAUCUUCAAAAAUUUUGUCGCUACCUGCACUUCAGAUCCCCAUGUCGUCUUAAACCGGCAGGCAUCAUCCUUCCCCGACGCAUGGGAAGAGGGCUCGGGGGGUUCUGCAGAAGAACAUGGAGUGGGGACCCAGGCUGCACUGCCUCCAGCUGCUGCAGGCUACCAAGAGGACCCCAUGCCAGCGAGCCAGGAGGCGGGGUAUUCAGCCCCACCCAGAUGGACUGGCGGGAAACCACCAGCCAGUCUCGAGUGGAACAACAGGCGCGUCGUCUACUACACAGUGAAGAGAGAAGCCCAUAGGUCGAGGGCUACAGAGUACACAUACCUUAACCACAACAAUCGGUAUACGACCUCGAUCAGAGAUAAGUGGCAAAAUAAGGAUAAUAUUCGGUACCUAACAGCUAAGAGGCACGUGUACGUGGCCAAGAACCCUGACUUUUAUUGA
Anthostomella pinea is the source of this 561-nucleotide messenger RNA. The record is from the annotation of a GenBank genome assembly. NCBI's taxonomy places the organism in Eukaryota, Fungi, Ascomycota, Sordariomycetes, Xylariales, Xylariaceae.